Messenger RNA from Dibothriocephalus latus, 222 nucleotides. The record is from the annotation of a GenBank genome assembly. NCBI's taxonomy places the organism in Eukaryota, Metazoa, Platyhelminthes, Cestoda, Diphyllobothriidea, Diphyllobothriidae.
AUGGACCCGACGCGAUAUUUCUAUCUGACAAAGAUCCACGUGUACCAUGCGUCUGUGCGGUCUGUUCUCCUAUACAGAUGUGAAUGCUGGGCUAUGCGCGUGGAAGAUGAACGGAAACUGGAAGUCUUUGACCACUACUGUCUGGGGAGCAUCCUUCGAAUGAUGUACACCGCCUUCAUCUCAGGUGAGACAAUCCGCACCCGCUACGACAAAAGCACAUGA